This is a messenger RNA of Hyphopichia burtonii NRRL Y-1933, 342 nucleotides long. RefSeq lists its product as uncharacterized. The record is from RefSeq and is a predicted model, not a curated record. The transcript has a single exon. Bases 1 to 342 code for a protein of 113 amino acids. Lineage: Eukaryota; Fungi; Ascomycota; Pichiomycetes; Serinales; Debaryomycetaceae.
AUGAUCAUCGAUAAGUGUAUUGAGGUACUUGAUUGUGAGUACCAGGUAGUUAUCAAUAGGCCUAGCCAGGAGAAGUCGCCAAUUACGGUUUAUAUCAAUCAGAUUUCAAAUGCUUUGGUCAAUUGUUACAUCUACACCAUUCUGAAUCCAUUGACCCACCAGGUUUAUUCGACGGUUCUACAGAACACCGACAACCACCAAUUGUUUGACAUCACCAAGAACCUCGGCCACAUGUUAACGAAGAAGUACCAGUGUCCGAGCUACGUUAACAUCAACGGCGACUUGACCUUGGAGUAUUACACUAUGUUGCUCAAAGCAGUUAUUGAUAUUAUAGAGUCUUAA